ACAUCACAGCCUGACGUCGUAUGAUCUGCGUACACAGAAACGUCAUCAUCAAGCGUCCGUUCAAACUGCACACAGCGGGACUUUUGUAGAAAAUAAAGGGAGAAAACGGCUAGUAAUCGUAUAACCUCGUACAAUUUUGCAAGCGGGAUAACUGAACCAAAUCGAAAUGAUAGAUAUGGUUGAAAGGGAAGAUUCUAUUAUUAGUGAGGAAGAGGCUGCACAGUACGAUCGGCAAAUUCGACUAUGGGGUCUGGAUGCACAAAAAAGGUUGCGAGGGUCCCGUGUGCUGCUGAUUGGUCUCCGAGGAUUGGGAGCAGAAGUGGCCAAAAACCUCAUCCUGGCAGGAGUGAAGGGGUUAACCCUUCUUGACCAUGAGAAGGUAACUGAGGAGUCCAGUCGGGCCCAGUUCUUCAUCCCAGUCGGUUCUGAUGGACAGAACCGGGCCCAGGCCUCACUGGAAAGGGCACAGUACCUCAAUCCCAUGGUCGAGGUGAAGGCUGACACGGAGAAGGCAGAGUCCAAGCCGGACGAGUUCUUCCUGCAGUUUGAUGCGGUGUGCCUGACGGGCUGUCCCCGGGAUUUCAUGGUGCGAGUGGACCAGCUCUGCUCCCAGAGCAACGUCAAGGUCUUCUGCGGGGACGUCUUCGGCUACCAUGGCUACAUGUUCUCCAACCUGGGCUCGGAGCAUCACUACGUGGAAGAGAAGCCCAAAGUAGCAAAACCUUCGCAGGAGUCUAAUGAUGGACCCGAGGCCAAGAAACCCAAGAUCGACCCCAAUGAGACCACCAUGGUCAAAAAGACGGCCAGUUUCUGCCCCUUGAAAGAGUCGCUGGAAGUUGACUGGACGAGUGAGAAGGCCAAGGCCAGCCUGAAGCGCACCCCCCCUGACUACUUCCUCUUGCAAGUCCUGCUGAAGUUUCGCACGGACAAGGGUCGCGACCCGCACCCUGACAGCUUCUCCGAAGACGCCCCUCUCCUCCGCCAGAUCCGUGAAGACGUCCUGGAGGCACAGGGCCUGAGCAGCGAGCUGCUCCCAGAUGACUUUGUCACGUACUGCUUCUCUGAGAUGGCCCCGGUGUGUGCGGUGGUGGGCGGCGUUCUGGGACAGGAGAUCGUCAAGGCCCUUUCCCAGAGAGAUGCACCUCACAGGAACUUCUUUUUCUUUGAUGGCCUCAAGGGAAGCGGAGUGGUGGACUACUUUGGGUCCAAGUGAAGUCGUCUAGCCAAGGGGUUGGUCAACGAUAGUGUGCAGAAAGCAUUGGCCCACAUUUCCCAAAUCCUUAAUAAACCCCUUUUACUGUCUUAUCAGGCCGCACAGUUUUAGAUUUUGUUUGCAUCAUGUUAGGCCAUGCACCAUUGGUCCUCUAUUCUAGACCUCAAUGAUCUGUCCUUUUCCCCAAGAUCCAACGUAACUUUUGUUUCUAAAAUAAAUCUACUGCCCUGGACAUAUUGUUUGUACUGAACUUGAACACAAAUGCAAACGUAUAUCCCCAUUAAUUAAUUGGGACAUAUCGAGUCCUGUUUCUGUCCUGUCUCUGCCCCCUUUCUGUACUGUAGAUCUAUGUGGACUGUCCCUACCAUAUAUAAGCAUAGGAGAUGUGGUUUUUACAUUUUGUAAUAAAAAAACAUUUUAAAAAACUGUAAAAAAUAAAAAGGCAAACUCCCCUGUG
Messenger RNA from Conger conger (European conger), 1670 nucleotides. RefSeq names its product SUMO1 activating enzyme subunit 1 (gene sae1). The transcript has 9 exons. Gene Ontology annotation, molecular function: SUMO activating enzyme activity. Bases 167 to 1213 code for a protein of 348 amino acids. Lineage: Eukaryota; Metazoa; Chordata; Actinopteri; Anguilliformes; Congridae. Gene Ontology annotation, cellular component: cytoplasm; SUMO activating enzyme complex. The record is from RefSeq and is a predicted model, not a curated record. Gene Ontology annotation, biological process: protein sumoylation.